UUUUCUCGAUGUGAACGCGAAAUUUUUCAGCUUCGGAUUGAACGAAGCGAUCGAUUUAUUAUUCAAUGCGUAUGCAAUAUGCCUUGGACGUGCGCUGAUCGCUUAAAAUUAAUUCCAAGCGGUUUGCCUGCGCUGGUCUGCAAGUGACUCAUGCAUACGCGCCUUGAAUGCGUCGACUGCGGAUGGGGGUGUGUUUAUCUGUCAUUAAAUUACGUCUGCUACCAACAGGCGCGCGCGCGUGAGUGUUUGUUUUCCAUACUCUACUAUACGCGAAGGAUUACACAUUAAAAUAGCCAUACUUGUGCGUAUACACGAUGCAACGACAUCGGCAAAUAGCUCAAUCGAUGAGCCCGAGCGAAAUUCCAUACGGACGAUAAAACUUGAUGGCUCUGUUUAUCUCUGGCUUCUUACACUUCGUUCGAUAGGACUCGGUGUAUGCUUGACUGAAUAUGCAGCUGUGAGCCUAUCUCACUUUGAGUGACAAUUCAUCGGAACAAAAACAAACAUGUGAACUCGUCGCGACAUUUAUACUUCUCGAGUGUUAUCAAAAUUUAUCUUAGACCAAAUGGCACCAUCGAGAGACAAAUGGGUGAAACGAUUCGUGAUAUCGGAGACGAGUCGUCACAAGCGGGGCUUCACUAUAUACAAAGUCACUUCACUGAUGUUUUUGAAAUCCGCACCUGAUGUCAUCUCCAAAGUAUCGAUUUGGAAGCGUUACAGUGAUUUCAAGAAACUGCACAGCUCGAUUCAAUCGCUUCAUUCCUCGUUGAAGAUCAAGGAGCCCAUGCCACCUUUUUUGAAACCGACUUUUUUUCGACGUUUCGAGACCGAAGUUAUUGAACAGCGCAAAGAGUGUGCAACAAAACUUUUAGAAUUUAUCGGAAGAUACGAUGCACUCUUUACUAGUGACAUUUUUACCAAUUUUUUUGAUAGCAACAUUUUAGAUCAAAAAUCUUUGGAGUCGUCUCAUCAGUCGUUAAGCUCUGAUACUUCUGAAGAAGAUAAAGUUAUUAAUGCGGAUAAAAACGAUAGUGGAAUUGCAUGCGCAACAGAUUUGCCUAAAUUUGUAUGCACAACUAAAGUCAUGCCUGUGAAAAUAAACCAACAAAAUGAUUCUGUUAAAACUAAGUUUGUCAAUAGCCAAAGUGAUAAUAGUGACAUAACUGAGCAUGAACAUUUCUCUCAUAGUAGUAAUAAAGUUCACCUGAGUAGUUCGGUGGUGGACGGUAUAGAGGCUCUAAGUUUACAAGGUAAAAGUACUUCCACUGACGCAGUUGUGAUACACAAUGGAUCAGAUUUAAUGCAAUCAUUUGGAGACUCUGCACAAUAUAUACUUAUAGCAGCAGCUCACAUGAGUGCAGCUUUUCGUCAUGAAGCUAUUGCUGAGUACGAAGAAGCUUUUACACAGUACAAAUUAGGAAUUUCACAUCUUAUUCAUGGUAUUCAAAAUGAAGAAGAUCUGAGUAAAAAAAUGUUGAUUCAAGAAAAAAUAACUAAAUAUUUGCUAAGAGCAGAAAGACUUUAUAAUAGACAUCUUAAUUGUAAUGUUUCAAUUUUAAAUAAACCUGUAUCAGAGUUGAAAAAUUAUAAAGUUGUUCAAGUGAUGGGUUCAGUUAUGCUAGUCAAAGACACUUUACAAGGUUUUCAAAGAAUCAUAAAGACUGUACAAAAAGUAGAUGGCUGUAAGAAAGAAAUAAAUAGUUAUAUUUUGAGAGGAAAAGUUCCUUAUAUGGUACAACUUUAUGCAUGUAUACAGACAGAUUCUACUGUAUUUCUAGUAUUACAAUAUAUGAGCAAGGGAAAACUAUGGAAUUUCAUAAGAAAUAAUUAUAAACCAAAUAAUGGUGAAAAUUUACAUUUAAAUAAAAACUCAAGAUCAUUUAGUUGUGAAGCUGUCAUGCAAAUUGAUUCAAUUGAAAAAUCAAAUACCUUAGAAAAUCUUCCUCAGCUUCAUGCAACAAAUAAACUAGGAAAUACUUCAGUUAUAAAAGAAGAUAAUACUUCUUGUUUUUUAAAAGAGCAGCCUGCAGUUGAUACCAAUAAGUUACUUGAGAAUGCACAAAAAUUAUUGCAGUCAGUUAAUGCAACAUUAAAACGUAGUAAUUCUAUAGCUACUAGAUUAAAUGAAUCUGAAAGCCUUAUGUACAAACAAAAUUCUCCAAAUGGAGCUGAUAACAGUAUUUCUGAUCAAGGCAGUGCUUUGAAAAGUAGUUUACUAAGUAUAGAAGACUUUGAGGAUAUUAAUGACAGGGAAAAUUUCAAUGAGCUUUCUACUAGUGGUAGCUGUUCAGAUUUCUAUGCUAACACAUGUAAAAUUCCAAACAGUAUUUCAAUAAAACCAAAUAAUAGUAUAGUCAAUAUUGCCAAAGUAGAACAAUCUCAAAGUAAACAAAAUUCUCAUAAAAAUAUAAAUAAUUUUCAAAACCAGUUGAAAAAAUUAGAGAAUCCUUCUUUAGAAACAGAAAAACCAAUGUGGAGCAUUCCUGAAUCUGUAGUACAGAUGUGGUCAGCUCAAAUAUUGCUAGCUCUUGAAGCUCUUCAUCAACAAGAUGUUGUGGUAUCAGAUCUGAAGCCAGAUGAUGUAUUAUUAGACGAUAAUAGAAAUGUAUGCUUAGCGUACAUUGUACCUCGUAAAGAUACGGAACUUUUGCGCUUGAAAACCCCAUAUUCUGCACCGGAACUUUGCAUGUUUAUACCACCAAUUUCAAUUACUACUUCAGCAGAUGUUUGGAGUUUUGGAGUACUUUUAUAUGAAUUACUAACUGGCUCUGACUUUGAAGAUAAACAUCCUGGUCAAUUCUACACACAUUCAAUUGUAAUGAUUCCAGAUAACUUAUCACUUAACGCUAAAUCUCUAUUACUACAAAUUUUGAAAUUUCAAGCUAGUGAACGCCCUACUAUUCCAGAAAUCAAACAACAUGCAUUUUAUGCAAACAUAGAUUGGCUCGAACUUUUGAACGUUCAGUCUUAAGGCAUCAUUUUUCUUUUAUAAAGAAAAUAAAAAUAUUAUUUGAUUUGUCAAUGUAACUACAAGCAUUCACAGUUAACGUUGUUUCCAUGAAAAAUGAUUUGUACGUUUUGAUGUAACCGUUAGAUAAAUUUAUGUACAUAUACUUUUCAUAAAAA
This is a messenger RNA of Trichogramma pretiosum, 3126 nucleotides long. Its product is annotated as ribosomal protein S6 kinase delta-1. Bases 566 to 2971 code for a protein of 801 amino acids. Gene Ontology annotation, molecular function: ATP binding; phosphatidylinositol binding; protein kinase activity. Gene Ontology annotation, biological process: protein phosphorylation. The transcript has 6 exons. The record is from RefSeq and is a predicted model, not a curated record. NCBI's taxonomy places the organism in Eukaryota, Metazoa, Arthropoda, Insecta, Hymenoptera, Trichogrammatidae.